GCUCAAUGGCGUCGGCAGUGCGGAAGCUGGAAGAUUUGGAUGUUUUUUACACGCAUGCUGCAGCUGAACGACACGGUGGAGCCGGAGAGUCCGGGCGCUGCGAUCCUCCACCCGGCAGACACCGAGGAGGGGGUCGAGGUCGCCUUCACGCCGCCGGAGGCCGCACGGAGCCUCGGACACGGAGCCUGCUGCCCUCCGCUGCAGACGCUGACGCCUUUCCAUGUGCACAACCCCACCAUGCAAGCGAAAGUGAAGGACUAUUUCGUGUUCAGGCCAGGUACCAUCGAGCAGGCUGUGAGCGACAUCAGGACUGUGGCACUCCCUUCUGAGGAUGGAGAGGUGCUCAGCGUCUGGCUGCUAGCUGAAGUCGACCACUGGAACAAUGAGAAGGAGAGACUUGUGCUCAUAACUGACAGGUCGCUGCUGGUGUGCAAGUACGACUUCAUCAACCUGUUGUGUCAGCAGGUCGUCAGGAUCUCUCUCAACGCCGUGGACACCAUCUCCGUGGGAGAGUUUGAGUUCCCACCCAAAUCCCUUAACAAGAGAGAAGGCUACGGGAUCCGCGUCCAGUGGGACAAACGUCCUCGGGCCUCGUUCAUAAACCGCUGGAACCCCUGGUCGACAGACAUGCCCUACUCCACCCUCACAGAGCACCCCAUGGCCCACGCUGAUGAGAAGGUGGCCUCUCUCUGCCAGAUGGACAACUUCCGGACCCAGCUGGUGCAGGCGGUGAAGAAAGCCCACAAGGAGCACCCCAUCCCCGGCCGGGCCAACGGUGUCCUGAUCCUGGAGAGACCUCUUCUCAUCGAGACCUAUCUGGGCAUCAUGUCCUUCAUCAACAACGAGGCCAAGCUGGGCUACUCCAUAACUCGAGGCAAGAUCGGCUUCUAAAGUCCACCGUUUCUCUCUACAUUACAACAACCCAUGUGUCUGUGUUACACUGCGCUGUCUGAGAGGACGCCGUCGCUCCACGACAGUGUGAUGCGCAAUCUGUGUGUGUGUAAGUUGAGCCCGUGAGAUGUCCACACCUCCUUAAAGCUGGUGAUACAGACAAGUGGUCAGCCUACUGUAGGUGAAUGAUGCGCAGCACUGCAUGGACUGUCUUUGUUUUUUGCUUUUAGCGUCCUCAGUACCUUCCCUUCAAAGAGCUGCUCGCAGAUCUGCCAUACCCACGUGGGCCUGCAGUGGGGGAGUGUGUGCCCAAUGUGACAUAAGUUGGUAAGAAAGGACACAGCACUUAACAUCAGCUCAUCACCUCUGUACUUCUUCUAGAUCGAGCUUCUUGUAGUCUCAGGCCCUGAUCAGAUGGAGCGCGUUUUGCAGGUGGAAAACGCAAGGGCACUGCACUGCCUUUUCGUUGCCCGCUCAAAGUGAUUUUGCAGUUUGCUGCAUCUUUUUUAUUUUAUAUGUUGCUAGGCAACCACCAAAUGAGUGCUAACAUGAACUGUACACGACCCAAAUAGUUAAUAGUAAGUAGGUAAUAGUACAGUUUAAAUGAAUGAAAACAACUUACUCGAAAUCUAAAGUACCACACUAGGGAUGCACCGAUGCCACUUUUUUCAGACCAAGUACAAGUACUUACAUUUGGGUACUCACCGA
Sebastes umbrosus (honeycomb rockfish) is the source of this 1599-nucleotide messenger RNA. RefSeq names its product tumor protein p63 regulated 1-like (gene tprg1l). NCBI's taxonomy places the organism in Eukaryota, Metazoa, Chordata, Actinopteri, Perciformes, Sebastidae. Bases 40 to 891 code for a protein of 283 amino acids. The record is from RefSeq and is a predicted model, not a curated record. The transcript is spliced from 7 exons. Gene Ontology annotation, cellular component: cytoplasm.